Messenger RNA from Anoplopoma fimbria (sablefish), 3453 nucleotides. RefSeq names its product Rho GTPase activating protein 4a (gene arhgap4a). Gene Ontology annotation, biological process: signal transduction; negative regulation of cell migration. The record is from RefSeq and is a predicted model, not a curated record. Gene Ontology annotation, cellular component: cytoplasm. The transcript is spliced from 22 exons. Bases 355 to 2892 code for a protein of 845 amino acids. Lineage: Eukaryota; Metazoa; Chordata; Actinopteri; Perciformes; Anoplopomatidae.
UUGGACUCAAAACCUGCUGUGGAGUUCCAGUGGCAGCAUGAAAGACAGACUCGAAAAGGGUUUUCAAUCCCCGUCACACUUGCACAAUUGCACAGAGACUCCUGAAACUGAACGUGUGAGUGAGAUGAGUGUUGAGAAAGAAAAAGCGGUGGAGCAGUGAGUGUGUAAGUGAGAGAGAGAGAGUCAGAGAGAUGAGUUCCACUCCACCCACAUCCAUCCGUGUCCAAUGUGAGGGGGAGGUGAAACAGUUGAGAGCUUACUGUGCUAUUAACUGGCAUUAUUUAGUUGCCUCGGUCUGGAGAAGAGACUAGCCAAGACUGCUCCCCACCAGAAUUCCACCCAGUUGGAGCAACAAUGACUUCCCAUGUGAAGCUCCGGAAGGAGAGGGUCGGUAUCGUGGACUACGACACUCAAAUCAAAGAGGUGCGUUGCCAGCUUGUAGACCAGCUGAAGGUGUUAGACUUGCAACUUGAGCAGAAGAGCCAGCAGCUGCAGGACCUGACGGACUACCUGCGUCGCCGGGGUGAGAUUGAAAGCGAGUAUGCCCGCUCCCUUGAAAAACUUGCUGAGAGGUUCACUUCCAGGAUCAAGAGAAAGGAGCCCAGUAGUAACUCUGUGGCCCAGGUCAUGCUGGCUCUGCUGUCCCAGACCCGCCAAGAAAGUAGGGACCACAGUGGACUGGGUGAGCGCUGCAGCAACUUCCUCAUCCAGCCGCUUACCCACUGCUUGGAGUACACACAGCGCCUUGCCAAGAAGAGUAAAGACAUCUGUACUCAGCUACAAGAUGGACUACUCAAGGUCACCACAGAGCUUCAGACUGAAUGGCGCACAUACUUCCAGUACCACUCAGACUAUGUGUGUGCAGAGGGGAAGCUGAAGGAGGCAGAGAAGCAGGAGGAAAAGCAGAAGCAGAGUGCUUCUAAGAAGCUGGAGAGGUUGAUAGAAAAGAGACAAGGUAAAGUCCAAGAGAUCAACUUUAAGUGCAGCAAGGCCCGAAACGAUUACCUCCUAAACUUGGCUGCAGCCAAUGCCUCCAUGAAUAAGUACUACCUCAAUGACAUCUCUACUCUUAUAGAUAGUGCAGAUGUAGGGUACCGCCUCUCUUUAGGUCGGGUGAUGCAGGCUUACCUCUCCAGUCGGUGUUGGACACAGAAGAACCUCAGCGUGGGGCUGGAGCAGCUCCAAGGCGCAGUGUCCGGACUGGACCAGAGCCAUGACAGAGACACCCUGCUGAAGGAUCACUAUAACACCUUCUGCAUGCCCCUCCGUUUCCCCUAUCAGCCCCAUGAUGGAGACCAGGUUUCCGAGGUGAGUGCAGAGGGUGGGAUGAGGUGCGAGCUGGAGACCAGAUUCAAACAGAUUCAAACCAGACUGAAAGCUGUAACCCUGGAAACGGAGGAGGCUAGUAAGAGCAUGUUGGCGGCCCAGUCUUCCCUGCUGGAGAGUAUUGGAGAUGAUGAUCUGGAGCUCGGCAGUGGAUCGUCUCAGCAGGGCAGCACAGAGAACCUGACAGUCAAACCCAGUGUGGCCCGCCGCAGGGCAAACGCGCAGGAAAUUGAAAACCUCUACUUCACUAGACUAAAAGAACACCUCGUAAGCAGCUCACUGGUAUCUAAACUGCAAGCAAAACAUGACCAGCUGAAAUUGGCUGUAGAAAAAGCAGAAGCAUCAAAUGACCAUCGGUCUCCUAGACACAAUGGAAAGUCAAUGCGUGUGAGGAAGAAUCACUCAAGUGCCAAUUUGUUGCACAACCAAAAACUUUUCAGUGGUGACAUGCUGUCCUUCAUACAGGCAUCAGGACAACAGAUUCCAAUUGUUGUGGAGAGUUGCAUUUGCUUUAUCAACCAGAACGGUCUCCACCAUGAAGGGAUAUUUAGAGUGCCGGGGUCUCAGAUAGAGGUCAACAACCUGAGGGAUGCAUUUGAGCGAGGAGAGGACCCCCUGGCUGAGCGGAGAUAUGACCUGGACUCUGUUGCUGGAGUGCUGAAGCUCUACUUCAGAGGUCUGGAGAAUCCCCUCUUCCCCAUCGACAGCACCAACCAACUCCUGGAGCACGUCCAAAUAAAGAACGAUGCAGAGAGAGCAGCUCAGCUCAAAAUGGUCAUCUCCUCCUACCCCGAGCCCGUCAUCAUUGUCAUGCGAUACCUCUUUGCAUUCCUUCAUCAUGUGUCUCAGUACAGUGACGAGAACAUGAUGCAGCCUUACAACCUGGCUGUGUGCUUUGGCCCCAGCCUUGUAAGAGGGGCUGACGACGAUGAUGUCGUCACCCUGCAGCCUCAGAUCAACGCCCUGGUGAAGAGCAUCAUCCUUCAGCAUGAAAGCAUCUUCCCCAGCCAGAGCGAAGUACCAGGACCGGUGUAUGAGAAAUGCAUGACACUGGAUCAGGACGACUGUGAGCCUAUCAUUGAAGAAGGAGAUGUGGAAGCAGAGUACAAAGAUGAGUUGGAAGCAGGAUACUCGGCUGACAGCAGCACCAGCUCGUCUGCAGCAUCAACGCAGAGAAAAGCAGAACGUCCUAGAGCCAACAGCAGCGGCUCACUUGACCAAAGUAGAUUGGCAGCGGGACCAGCUGGGAGCAGCAUCAUUUCAGCUGGAAAGCUGACGCUCCAGAUUCCCGUUGGACCACAGUGCAAGCCACGGCGAGGCCCCUCUCCUUGCUAUGUGCGCAGAGGACUUCAGGAACACUCAUCUUCUGAGGAUAUUGUUGUUAAAAUAGACAAGGAGGUCUGUCGCCAGAUGGACACUGUCUUCAUGGAGCUUCUCUCACGACAAGCACUGCAGGAUCCCACCUCCUCCUCUCCCUCUGCCCAAGCUCCCCAAAGGAAAGGGAAGCGGGAUGGACGCAGAGGGAGAGGAGUCGGGCUCUUCAGAGCAUCAGAUCCACUAGAAUAAGAGGAUCGGUAUCAGUUGAUGAACUAAAAAGAGAGCGAUGAUAUAGUGCUCUGACAGCAGCUUUCAGCACAUCUAUUUCUAGAAAAACUAAAAUUACUGAGCCAUGGUCACUCCUCUGGGGGCUUGAGAUUAGUCUGGGCUUCUUUCCACAGGUUGGAUCCCCACUCAAAGCUCUGCAUUCAUGUUUUAUACAGCAGAACGAAGCUGUGACUGCAGACCUGCAAUACAAUGUGGAAAGUUUGGAUUACUUGAAAUGCAAGGAUGUGUUUAUGUACAGCUGAAUGUGGUUGGGCAGCUUAUGGCUUUAUUUCUGCAUCUUUGUGUUGAUAUUCAACUGUUUACACUUUAUAUCAAAUGUGUUUAACAACAUGAGAUGUAAUUUAGCAUUGCUGAUAAAACUGUGAAUACUGUAGCUGUAAGGAAUUUUAUAUAUAAUUUGUUACUUGUGAAACACUUGAUGAUUUGCCUGUAUAUCUAGGCUACGUGCCAAAUAAAUAGUCUAUUCUGUUUUUUUUGUUCCCUUUUUGAUUAUAAAUAUCUACUGGAAAAUGUGGUAGGUUU